Molecule: messenger RNA, 1188 nt
Organism: Lutzomyia longipalpis
Lineage: Eukaryota; Metazoa; Arthropoda; Insecta; Diptera; Psychodidae
Product: ribosomal RNA-processing protein 8
Exons: 2
Coding region: 75-1007 (310 amino acids)
Biological process (GO): regulation of transcription by glucose; cellular response to glucose starvation; rDNA heterochromatin formation
Cellular component (GO): chromatin silencing complex; rDNA heterochromatin; nucleolus
Molecular function (GO): methyltransferase activity
Source: RefSeq, a predicted model, not a curated record
CACACAUUUAGAUCGUGUGAGGGAAAUGUAAACACAAAAAUAUACGAUUUAUUUUAUUAAAAAUUUCCACCAAUAUGUCCAAGUUAUUUGAGUGCCCUGAAUGGGAUUGUGCAUCUAAUACCUCCAAGAAGUAUAAUUUCAAAAAGGUUGAUUCUUCUGCAAAAGGGACGAAAACAGGGAAGAUUUCGAAGAAGAAAAAACCGAAAAGGCAUAGCUUCGCAACUAAAGGUGAUUCAGAAGAUAAUGCAGCAUCCACUAAUUCUGGGAAUCCCGGAAAAUUCGUAAGAAUACAAAAAGCUGACGAAGAACCUUUUGAUGCAAAGAAAUCAGGGAAGAAAGUUGAAAUGGAGAGUCUUCGGGAUAAGCUAAUUGGUAGUCUCAAAGGAUCAAGAUUUCGUUUUAUUAAUGAGCAACUGUACACAAAUGAGGGAAAGGAUGCUGCAAAAAUCUUCGAUGAGGAUGCCACAGCAUUCAAAGUUUACCACGAAGGCUACAGACAGCAAGUAUCGCAGUGGCCACUAAAUCCCCUCGAUGUGAUCAUAAAAUCCAUCCGGAAAAUGCCUAAAGAUUACGUUGUUGGUGAUUUUGGGUGUGGAGAUGCAAGAUUGGCACAAUCUGUUCCCCACAAGGUAUAUUCUUUGGAUCUCGUUGCUGCAAAUCAAGAUGUUAUAGCUUGCGAUAUGGCCAAUACUCCUCUAAAGAAGAAUUCCCUCAACGUUGUAGUUUACUGUCUAUCCUUGAUGGGUACAAAUCUAAAGGACUUUCUCCUGGAGGCCAAUCGAGUUCUAAAAAUGGGAGGACUUGUUAAAAUUGCCGAAGUUCAAUCCAGAUUUGUCAGUGUUAAGGAAUUCGUGAAGAAUGUGGAGAAAUGUGGUUUUAAAUUGCUGGACAAGGAUCUUCGGAAGAAUUAUUUCUUCUUUAUGACUUUCAAGAAAAUCAGCAAUACCGGGAAGGACAACAAAUGCGAGAACUUCAGCCUCAAACCCUGCCUGUAUAAGAAGAGAUAAAAUUUUGAUUUUAUAGAUUUAUUUUUUAAAAUGUAAUCAUUGCUUUAUUAAAUAAUUCCCUAUGAAUUUUUUUUUAUAACAAAUUGGUGGAUACAACUUUUUGUUUUGCAAAUUAUACAAUGAAGAAUAAAAUAUGAAUAGUAUAUAAAGAAAUAAAUAUAAUAAUAGAAAAAGAAUCCAA